Bipolaris maydis ATCC 48331 is the source of this 8793-nucleotide messenger RNA. Its product is annotated as mitochondrial protein from FMP27-domain-containing protein. The record is from RefSeq and is a predicted model, not a curated record. Lineage: Eukaryota; Fungi; Ascomycota; Dothideomycetes; Pleosporales; Pleosporaceae.
AUGGCCCUACCCACUCUUCAGUUCCUCGCGGGGCUCCUGCUCCUGAUAUACCUUCUCUCCUUUGUUCUUUUCGCUUUUAUCCGCAUCGCCACAGGCGUCUCUAUUCAACGGCUUGGCCUCAGAGGCUUGCGACGCAUCGCUUUUACCCCCAAGGAUGGUCUGCGCAUCGAGAUUCGUGGCCUCGGCUUUAGCCUCCACCGGCCCACCUUUGCCCAGCCAACAGUUGCCAGCAUCGUCCUGGACGAGCUCAAAGUGACUGUUGACCUAAAAGCGCUUGGUGAGAGGUCACGGAAGAGGGCGGGUUGGACACAGUGGACCAACGGGACUACGAAUACGGGCAAGAACGGCCACCCCCCCUCCGACGAAGCCACCCCUGGCGAUACGACCGACGACGAGACACCAAGAAGCCUGACAUGGAAGCGGUUGACAGACGCCAAGGAGAAGAUCAAGCGUCUACAUCGGAACAUUCAUUGGCUGUGCCAGGUUGAUUUGGUAGCCAAUGCGUCCUCUCUUGUCAUUAUCGACGUGGGAUCGGUACAUGUUGGGGGCCUGCAGUUGGCCGUCGACACCAGGCGCAAGACUGUCGACCGCAAUAGGCUCUUCAACCACCACAAAGCCAAGCCCGAUCAAGAACAAAGACCUGCUGAAUGGCUCUUGACUGCUCGCAGUAUACUCUUUACGCCUGAGGGCAGAGAAUCAACAGAGUUGCUCGAUGGCUUCAGCCUGAACAUUCAUGGCUUCCUUAAGAAGGAGCUUGAAGGCUUGCGUGAUGCCUCCAUUGCCCUCAAACUCGGCCGUCUCAACAUCCCGUACGACGAUAUCAAGCUGUGCGUGGACAGAGCCCAAAAGUGCCGCGCCACUACCGCCCAGAAGCCGUCUCGUGUCAGUCCAACAGACACUGCCCUCAUGCAUGUUGCCGAAGAAAGUGAUAGCCCUGGCAACUGCGAAGAAACGCUUACCCAUACCGUUUCUGACUCUCGUGAGUUCGCCAGCUCCAUUCUUCGCGGCAUACACGAGUUUCAGUUCGCCGUUGGCUUCCUUGGCCUUACAAAACAGAUCGAGACUGGCCAAAAAUCAGAGCCUCCUGUUUAUCUCAACCUUUCUAUGAAGGAAGUUGGCAUGGACCUGCUUCGCUUAGACCCUCGCAGCCCUGCACAUCGCAUGUACUUUUCACCCAAUGACAUUGCACAUCAAGCUCUUCUUGCUGCCAUAUCCAUAUCCAUCGGUAUCGACAACAGUGACGGUCAGUGUGAUCGUCUUCUCUACGUUCCCAUGGCGACGACUACGCUGAACACAACAUUACCUUCUAAAACCAUUCAUUUCUCCAAUGACAAGGACAGCGCAGAGCGCAAUACCAAUAUUUUAUUUGCUAAUCUAGUCGUUACAUCCCCAUCGCUGGACCUUGACCCCAAACAUCUCCCGCUCCUUGUGGCUAUUUUCCACAACUACGAGUCACGUCAAAAGCCGCAAAAAGUGAGGAGUCGCAAGCCCUUCUUGUUUCGUCGUCUUCUACCAAAAGCGAACAUCAAAAUUUCGAUUCACGAGCCCGUCAUUCGAGUCACUCUUCCACCGAUGGACGUCAGUAAGCGCGACACUGACGAGUUCGACCUUCUCAUCUCAGCGUCAUCUUCCAUAUCUCUGGAUAUGGAGUCAUCCCAUGCUGCAGGCGGUGACUUGCAUUAUGCGCUCAGCUCGACUUUCCGCAUGAACGCGCAGCAGUUGUAUUACCAAACAACCACUGUCGAGACACAUGACCUGCUGUUGACGGACUAUCUUGAAGUGAAAGUACAAAUGAGCGCUGCUCCGGAUCCAGUGGUUGAAGUAUGGGGCACAGCGCAAACAUUCUCUCUCUAUUUAGUCCGGCCUGAAAUCAGCGAGGGACUGCGCCAGAUCGUCACACAGAUGCAGAAAAAUAUGGGCAGUAGGCGUAACGGACUCAAGCAGAAAGAAAUGAACAUGCUGCGAAGGUUACCCAUGUGGAUGGCUUACGUGCAUCUUCAAGGAUCAGACUUCAAUGUCGAAGUAGCCGGUGUAGACCCCGCAGUAUCAAAACACAGCCGUGGAAUCGCUCUGCAUUUGGAAUCGUGGACAGCAGAGUACAAGCAAGAUCGAGGAGAUGAUAUGGAUCUCAAGCCUAUCAGACGGCGUGCUCCAAGUCGAACAAUCAAUCGAGAUGAUCACAUGCUUCGAUCACCUCCUGCUACCCCGAAAUCACCCAAGAGACCUUCGGGCAAUCCAACUGACGGCAGACGUGUUGCUAUACAUUUCAAGGGCCUGGAAGGACUCGUCAUCGAGGAAGACGACCAAUCGGAACAAGAGCCAACAUUGUCAUUACCCCAGAUGGAGAUUGUUUUCAACACCCUCUCUGACAAGCAAGGCCCUAUUUUCCACGUUCACAUGUAUUGUCAGAGCUUAUUUCUGCGCUACUCCUUGUACCGCCACUUCGCCUUGUGCAUGGCGAUACAAGUGCUACAGCAAUCCUUCAAUCUGGGUGGGUCAAAGGCGGCAGAGCCUACUACGCCUUUAGCAUCACCGCGACAUUUGUCUGUGCCCUCCCUUGGUGACGAUCUUAUCGAUCCCAUGAGCAAAAUCAAUCGCGAGAUUGUAACGGUCGACAUCAAAACUCAUUUCCUCCAAAUUAAAGCGGAUAUGCCUGCCGAUCCACCUCUAAUGGUUCAAGUUUAUGAAUUAGAAGCAGGCAAGCAUCGCUGGUCAAGUCCAUUCCUCAGGUCGCGUCUGAUCCGACUCUUCGCCGAGAAUCCAGCAAUCAAGAAGGUUUGGAGUCGAAUCAUUAGUGUCAAGUCAUUACGUAUGGACUAUCGACAGUCGAAGCUAAGAUAUGGUCAUACCAUCACAGAUGAGAAAUUGUUUGACAUUGCAACGGAUGCAAUCAGGAUGAGCGUGCCUCAUCAGCUGGUCAUGCACAAAGUUUUUGACAACAUUGCUAAUGUCAUGAAGACUGGCAAGCAACUGCAUCAUCGCUUUAGGACUGGUACCAACGAAUAUGUUCUGGAGAAAGAAGCCGAAGGGCCCAAAGUGGUGCCAAAGAUCUCAUUGCGGAGCCGUGCGGUACUCUUCGAGCUAGAAGACAAUGCUUUUGAAUGGAAACUCGGCACCAUAUACCGCAUUGGGCUGAUGGAGCAGAAACAGAGACUCGCUCGUGAGCAUGCUUUUGACUUGAAAGUACGAAAGUUGCAGGAGGAGCAACGUGGCAACUCGCGUUUUCGUGCAAAGUCAUCCCACGACCCUUCAAGAGGGAAACUGAAGAAGAAAGAAAAGGACCUCAGGUUCCAUCGGCGCACCAAAAGUGCAGAAUCCAAUGGCAGCAGUUCGCCAGAACGUGGUCGUUCAGAUCAUCCUAUGCGAUAUAACAAAGACGGCUUUAGUGGAUUGAGUGGCUCACACCGGACCUCCAUACAAGAUGCUCGCAUAAAGCUCAAUCGUUUGAAUGCUCAGACCUGGAAGAAGCGCAUCGACUCUGCAAUGUCGGGUGAACACCGAGCAAUGGAUGAGUUUCGUUCAACGUUUUGGGGCUUGGACGAGUUGCCUGAUGACAUCGAACAAAAGGAAACCAUCCUAGCUGUUCCUCAACGCCCCGCUCUCAUGUCACUAGCUGUGAGUGACUUGGAGAUUGUUAUUGACAAGCCCUCUUUCCCCAUCUCGGAGUACCCUCGCUUCUUGAACCGGGUUGGUAAAGGCAUGCCAUUCGAUACACAAUACGCUUUGUUGAUACCAAUGCAUGUCCAACUCCAAAUGGGUGAAGCCAAAAUAAGCCUCCGAGACUACCCACUGCCUUUGAUACACUUCCCAGCCAUCGGCAACAUACAAUCAUCACGCCUCCCAAGCGUGUCAAUGAGAACAGAUUUCGUGAUUGCUGAGGAGUUCCGGGAUAUCGAAUCUUCACGUGUCAGUCGAGUUGUCGUUGUACCACCAGAGCGGAACUCGGCAGGAGAGCUUACAGGUGGAUAUGCAGUCGAUGUUCGCCGCACUGUGGCGCCUGUGAAGACUUACUCUGACAUGGCGAUUGACAUCAAUUCUUCAUACCCAACCAGGAUCACCUGGGGAACAUCGUAUCAGCCUGCAAUUCAGGACAUGAUGCAAAUUAUCGAAAACUUCACCAAACCUCCCGUGGAUCCUUCAGAACGAGUUGGAUUCUGGGAUAAGAUCAGAUUGACAUUUCACUCUCGAAUCAAUGUUUCGUGGAAAGGCGACGGGGAUGUUCAUCUCAUUCUCAAAGGUUCGCGGGAUCCGUACAUGGUCACUGGCCACGGUGCAGGUUUUGUCAUGUGUUGGCACAACGACGUCCAGCUCAGCCUGGCCGAAGACGAAGACCCAAGAAACUUCAUGGUUGUCAAGAGCGGAGGUUACGUACUCGCUAUCCCAGACCUGACCCAUUAUGCCCGCCAGGAGACCGAGGCUGAAACUAAUGAAUACGAUGCGUUCCGAGGUUUCCGUAGUCACCACAUUCACAUGUCCAUUGCUAUCGCUGCUCCCUAUGAUCGAGAAUGGUCCGUUGCUAAUUUGGAGCCAUCGAGGACUUAUAACAGUGUCCAUCUCUCCCCUCGUUUCUUCACCCAUUUCUACAGUUGGUGGUCCAUGUUCUCUGGAGCCAUGUCAUUGCCCGUACGUCAAGGCAAGCUUUGGCCUGGAGUAGAAAAGUCGAGCAAGAAGUUCGGGCGACACCUUGCGACCAUCAAGUACAAUCUCUUAUUGUCGCCACUGUACAUGAGUCACAUAUACAAGCACAAGGACAUGGAGGACUACGGCGCAGGCGGUGUUUCCGCGACUGGACUCAAAGCUCGUCUGGACAGCUUCAUGUUUGACUUACAUCAGCGGCGAGAAGAGUUCCGGACCUUGGUUCAAGCACCGGAGGGUCAACAGAAUAGUAGGCAAAACCAAACCAGUGGUAUGCGAAUAAACCAGGUCCAGCUCGACUUUAUUCGAACAGACAUCCGUGCUGUGUCUGCAAGUAUUGCUGGAACUGGAUUGGACGACUUGGACAAUUUGGGCCCAGAUGACUUUAGUAGUCAUAAUCAAGAAUACCUUACGGCCGACCUUUCAAAGUUCAACAUACCCGACAACGAUCUCGGAUGGGUAGAUAUGGACGACUUCAUCGAACUAGGUUGGGUCUUGCCUUCGCGUAGACACCCAGAAACACAAAUCCUACCGCUCGCAUUUGCGCCACGCUUCACAUACUUCCGCCAGACUGAUCACAACAACAAUAUUUCAGGCGACGAGAACAGGAAAAGCGCCUUUGGAAACGAACCUACACAUCAUUGCGUCAUUUCAGCACGCAACGAUCCACGGCGAGUGCAGUGCCACUUGAUUGAACAACGUAUCGAGCGUGUGAAAGAGCAAAUUGCUCACAAUCAACGUACCGUCGAUGAUCAAGAGCUCAAACUUAUACGUGUAACAUCAGACGAGCAGCAAGAGACAAAACAACGCCUUGUGACACUAAAGAACCAUACGCAGUUCCUUCAGCGGAAACUUGAGUUCUUAUCCACAAUGCAUGUGAGUCUGUUGGAGCGGCUAGGAGGAGCAUCUUCGGAUAGUACGGUUCGGAACCCAGAGGCAGACGGAGAGGACGAAUACUUUGAGGCAGACGAGGAUCCAGAUGCCCCAGACAGGAACAGCAAAGACUCUAACGUUCCUCCGAACCCGAUCACUGACUCAACGAACGAAUUCAACAACCGAUUCAUUAUCCACAAUAUCCAUCUGAAAUGGAGCAACUCACUGCGUAACAUCAUCCUCCGUUACAUCCAUCAAGUCAGCCAGCGUCGCGGUUUUGUUUAUUACAUGUCGCGAAGGGCUGUAAAGUUUAUCCUGGACGUUGUCGAAGAGCAAGAGAGAAAUCGAGGACCAUCAAACCGUUCGACUCAAGAGACUCCUGUGACAGUCGAAACCGAACCUGGCAUGAAUAUUGACGAAGCCAUCGCACAACUGCUGGAUGAAGGCAAGAAGUUUGUUAAUGCCGAUGACGAAGAUGCCAAAAACGAAUCUCCUUCUGGAGCUGGAGCAGUGCCAGAAGCCGUGCAUGCCAACGCGUCCAAAACGGAUGAAGACGUUGCAGACGACUACCUAUCCCAAAACUCGUAUCUUGUGCGUCUCAUUGCACCCCAGAUACAGCUGCAAAGUGAGAAAGACACAAAAUCUGCUGUCCUUGUCACGGCCAAGGGCAUUCAACUCAAGGUGCUUUCGAUCAUGGACAAGGAUCGAGUAAUGGAUGAGGUCUCUGGCCUUGUCCAGCGAAGAUUCAUUACUGCCAUGGACAGCCUGCAGAUCUUUGUGACAAAUUCCAAGACAUUCAGUAGCACUGAAGACAUUCAUAUGUACUCUGGAAGCAGCUAUGGGUCGCCUGCUGGUUCCGCAUGGCCUCCAUGGGUACCAUUCGAAGUCAUGUUUGAGUUCCACACCAAUCCGUUCGGUUUCCAGCGAGUCGUGCAGCGUACCUCGGCCAGUAUGCGAUAUGACAAGUACAAUGCGCUGCGCCUGAAGUACAAUGACGAUGUUUCAACAGCUGAUUCUUCAUCUUCUACCAAUCAUGUUGAAAGUAGGAUCGACCACCUCUGGGUAGACUUUCCACAUGUUCGAGCAAUGUGCGAUUCGAGGCAAUACUACGCCAUGUAUGUUAUUGCGCUUGAUCUCUUGCUGUACCAUGAGCCAUUGGAAAAGACACGCAAUGAACGUCUUGAGAAGAUUAUGCUAGCAUCCGAUUUCACCGAUCUUGCUGGUGCACCGAAACUGGUUAUGGGUCUGCAGGAGCGUAUUCAACAACUCGAGGAGAUCAAGACUGUCUUCCAGAUCCACGAAAAGUACUUGGACAAGCAAGGAUGGGAAGAUCGCAUUGAGGUGGAGAAGGACCUGGCUGUGUACGAGGAUGAGCUGUUCUUCGUCAUGAAAGCCAUCACCACUGCACAGCGCAAGCAAGAUGAUCGCUCGCAGACGAGAGAGUCAACAGGUCUCUUGAGAAUUUGUGUCGCAGCCUCUGACAUCGUAUGGCAUCUUCUCCGCGAGGGCGCUGAGUCUCUGGCAGAGUUCCAACUCAAAAACGUGGUGUUUGAUCGAACUGACAACAACGACGGGUCGAACGCGAACUCGAUGGAGAUUGAGCAGGUCCGUGGUUUGAACCUGCUACCAAAUGCACUAUACCCCGAGAUGAUCUCGCCCUUUUUGGAGAAUGAUCAAACGCUGCCGGAAAACGCGAAAUGUCUCAAGGUCUACCUUGUAGCCUUGGAAUCAAUUGCCGGAAUACCUGUUAUUGAGCAUUUCGAGGUUGAGCUUUAUCCUCUCAAAGUCCAGUUGGAGUACCAAAUAGGCAAGAAGCUACUUCAAUAUGUCUUCCCAACGUCUGGAGACAGCGAUGCGACUACACCCUCUCCUCUCUUGCUCAAACAUACCCUACCGAUCCAGGAUCAAGGGGAUGAUGAUGACGUCCUUCUUUCAAGUGUACCUCAUAACAUGGGAGCAUCGCUAUCAACCGACGAAGGCGCAGUGGAGUCUCUCAAACGACGGCUUACUCCGACGCUGCAACUGCCUGACCCCUCUCAGAAGAGUGACUCCAAGAAGAAAAGCCCACCGAAGAGACCUAGCAACCACUACUUCCGUUUCUUCCGCGACAAUCCAUCUCGUAGUGGAACCGAGUUCCGCCGAAACCUGCAUCCAAACUCGGCGCUGAACAUUCCCACGCCAGGCAGUAAUUCCUCUUUGUCCUCCACAAGACCAAGCUCUGUCCGAUCUGGCACAACCAACUCUAGCAUAACAUUGAACGAAUCUGAGCGCAGCGGAAAACGCUUUGCACUGUACCGUACAGGCACCAGCAUGAGUAUGGGUAUGGGCGAGAAGAAAGCCAACAAGAAGGAAAUCAGAAACGACGACUUAACGGAGAUGAUGAAUCGUGCAAGUGAAUUCAUGACGUUUGCCUACAUCAAGGUGCCAUCCAUGGUACUUUGUCUCUCAUACAAAGGCAAGAGUUCUCGCAACUUGGAAGACGUCCACGAUCUCGUUUUCCGCAUGCCCACGAUAGAGUACCGCAAUAAGACAUGGUCUAACCUAGACCUCGUCACGCAACUCAAGAAAGACGUAUUACGCGCGCUCCUUUCGCACGCAGGUACCAUUGUUGGCAACAAGAUAUCACACCAUCGCCCCUCGGCAAAAGCGCAAUCGCGCCUCCGCCAAAUCGCAAACAGCAGCACGCUCCUCACCUCCUCGCCCGACCAAUCCGUCACAGACUCAAACUCGACACUCGACCAAUCCCCCGGCGGCGCCUCAGACAUCUCCUCUGACGACCGGAUCGUCGGCCGCCGCUCCUUCGCAUCUGGCCGCGCAGGUAGCACCAUCAGCACUGUCUCCGAAGAAGCCUCAUCCUACUUCUCCGCCUCGAAACCGCCUUCAACCUCGCAGGCCCGCUCCACCCACGGCUCCAUCAUGGGCGGUCUCUCGACCCACCACAGCCCCGCCGGUGACGUCGAAGACGGGCGCGCCUUUGCCGACGAGCUGUCGCGUGUAGACAACACGGAGCCGAUCCAUGCAAAUCUGAUUCAUAGUCUAAGUCGCCAUAUCGCGGGGGUUAGCUCGCCGUUUGCAGGACACAUGCGUGCAAGGGCUAAUAGCGGGGCGGCGAGUACUAAGGCGGCGAGUGUGGCGACGGGGUUGAGCAAUGGCAAGGAUAGAGAGGAUGACGGAGCGGAGGAGGAGGUGUUGGUGGGUGCAGGUGUAGGUGCGGGUGUGGGUGAUGGGCCGAGGACGAAGAAGGCAAAGGCUUUGGGGAAGAAGUUGCUUGGUAGGGGUGGGUAA